AUGGCAGCACCAUUCUCACCAACGGAUUUUGACAGUUUAGAAAUCCAGCAGCAAUAUAAUGACAUCAACAACCGCUGGGACCUUGCAGCAGAGACUGAGUGGGAUAAUGAGAACAGUUCAGCACGACUCUUUGAACGCUCACGAAUCAAAGCUCUGGCAGAUGAGCGUGAAGCAGUACAGAAAAAGACUUUUACCAAAUGGGUAAACUCUCACUUGGGUCGAGUGACGUGUCGUAUUGGAGACUUGUACACUGACCUACGUGAUGGCCGCAUGCUAAUCCGCCUGCUGGAAGUACUCUCAGGAGAACAGCUGCCAAAGCCCACAAAGGGUCGAAUGCGUAUCCACUGCCUUGAGAAUGUUGAUAAAGCCCUGCAGUUCCUAAAAGAGCAGAAAGUCCACCUCGAAAACAUGGGCUCACAUGAUAUUGUGGAUGGGAAUCACCGUCUCACCCUGGGUCUCAUCUGGACCAUCAUACUGCGUUUUCAGAUCCAGGACAUCAGUGUGGCAACAGAGGACAACAAAGAGAAAAAGUCAGCCAAAGAUGCCCUGCUGCUUUGGUGCCAAAUGAAAACUGCCGGAUACCCCAAUGUCAACAUCCACAACUUCACCACCAGCUGGAGAGAUGGUCUAGCGUUCAAUGCCAUUGUGCACAAACACAGGCCUGAUCUGAUUGAAUUUGACAACCUGAAAAGGUCCAACACCCAUUACAAUCUCCAGAAUGCUUUCAAUGUGGCUGAGAAGGAGCUGGGCCUUACCAAGCUUUUAGACCCAGAAGAUGUUAAUGUUGACCAGCCUGAUGAGAAAUCCAUUAUCACCUAUGUGGCCACCUACUACCACUACUUCUCUAAGAUGAAGGCUUUGGCAGUGGAGGGCAAAAGAAUUGGCAAAGUGUUAGACUAUGCUAUUGAGGCUGACCAGCUGAUAGAGAAGUAUGAGACCCUGGCCUACGAGCUGCUGCACUGGAUUGAGCAGACUAUAGUGACACUUAAUGAUCGGCAGCUCGCUAACUCCCUGAGUGGUGUGCAAAACCAGCUUCAGGCUUUCAACUCAUACCGGACUGUGGAGAAACCUCCAAAAUUUACAGAGAAAGGAAACUUGGAGGUUCUGCUUUUCACAAUUCAGAGCAAGAUGAGGGCAAACAACCAGAAAGUCUACAUGCCAAGGGAGGGCAAACUUAUCUCUGACAUAAAUAAGGCAUGGGAACGCCUGGAAAAGGCUGAACAUGAGCGUGAGCUGGCACUGAGAAAUGAGCUGAUACGCCAGGAGAAGCUGGAAAUGCUCGCUGCUCGUUUUGAUCGCAAAGCUGCAAUGCGGGAGACAUGGCUGAGUGAGAACCAGAGGCUUGUGUCUCAGGACAAUUUUGGAAUGGACCUUGGAGCCGUGGAAGCUGCCACACGUAAACAUGAGGCGAUUGAGACUGAUAUUGGUGCAUAUUUGGAGCGUGUGGCUGCAGUGGAGGCCGUUGCCAAGGAGCUGGAAACUGAGAGAUACCAUGAUGUGCGGCGUAUACUUGCACGAAGGGAUAAUGUGCUGCGACUUUGGGAAUACCUAAAAGAGCUUCUUGCUGCACGCAGAGAGCGAUUAAAUGCCCAUCGAGACCUACAGAGGCUGUUUCAGGAGAUGUGCUACAUCAUGGACUGGAUGGCAGACAUGAAGGGUCGUUUGCAGUCUCAGGACAGUGGUAAACAUUUGCACGAUGUGUUAGACCUAUUGCAGAAGCACAACCUGGUGGAGGCUGACAUUUCAGCCCAGGCAGAGGGGAUCAAGGCAGUGCAGGGGGCUGCACAACGCUUUACUUCCCAUGAACAAGCGUACAAACCAUGUGAACCAGCACUAGUUAGUGAGAAGGUUGACCUUCUUGGUCGUGCCUAUGAAGAGCUUGGUCAUCUUAGUGGGAAACGCAGGGAGCAGCUGGAGGACUCUCGUAGACUGUGGCAGUUCUUAUGGGAUCUUGGAGAGGAGGCAGCCUGGAUCAGAGAGCAAGAGCAGAUUCUGGCCAAUGCAGACUGUGGCCGCGACCUCUCGUCUGCCCUGCACCUCCUGAGUAAGCACGAGGCUUUCAGAGAUGAGAUGGCAGCCCGCUAUGGCCCUCUGAGUCAUAGCAUCGCUGCUGGAGAAGCUUUGGUUCAGGAGGGACACAUCGGAACACCUGAGGUCACAGAGAGAAUCCAAGACAUCCGUGCACAGUGGGGACAUCUGGAGGAGACAACAAAGCUCAGGGAGCAGAAGCUAAAGGAAGCUUUGGCGCUGCACCAGUUUCAAACAGAUGCCAAUGAUAUGGAGGCAUGGAUUAUGGAGGCACUCAGGCAGGUGUCCAGUCAAGAGGUGGGCCAUGAUGAGUUCUCCACCCAAACUCUAGCUCGCAAGCAGAGGGAGAUAGAGGAAGAAAUCCAGAGCCACCGUCCUGUCAUUGACUCGCUGCAUGAGCAGGCCCUAGCACUGCCUGAGGCCUAUGCACAGUUCCCUCAAGUGGAGGGACGCCUACCUACUAUAGAGCAGCGCUAUGAAGAGCUGGAGACCCUUUCUGCAGCCCGCCGCAAAGCUCUAGAAGGUGCUUUGGCCCUCUACCGGAUGUUCAGUGAGGCUGGUGCCUGUGCACUCUGGGUGGAAGAAAAAGAAAAGUGGUUACACGGCAUGGAGAUCCCUACAAAGCUUGAAGAUUUAGAGGUGGUACAGCAGAGAUUUGAAACACUGGAACCUGAGAUGAACAACCUGGGCACUCGUGUAGCUGAUGUGAACCUGGUGGCUGAGCAGCUGCUUAGCUCUGACAACUGUAGCAAAGACCAGAUCCACCAGACUCGAGAUGAGCUGAACAACAGGUGGAAGGAGUUCGAACACCUUUCUGGCCAAAAGAAGCAAGCCCUGGAUUCGGCCCUUAAUAUUCAAAACUAUCACUUGGAGUGUAAUGAAAUCCAAAGCUGGAUGAAGGAAAAGACUAAAGUGAUUGAAUCCACUCAGAGUUUGGGGAAUGAUCUGGCUGGAGUGAUGGCAUUGCAACGUAAACUCACUGGCAUGGAGAGGGAUCUCAAGGCCAUUCAGGGUAAAUUAGAUGACCUACGAAGUGAGGCGGAAAAGCUGGCCAAGGAACAUCCAGAGCAGGCUGGAGAGAUCCAAGGACGUCUAGCAGAGAUUCAGGACGUGUGGGAGGAACUGAAUGCUACCAUGAAACGUCGUGAGGAAUCACUGGGUGAAGCCAGCAAGCUACAGGGCUUCCUUCGGGAUCUGGAUGAUUUCCAGUCCUGGCUGUCUCGAACGCAGACAGCUAUAGCCUCAGAGGACACUCCCAACUCUCUACCUGAGGCUGAGAGUUUGCUAGCACAGCAUGAGAGCAUCAAGAAUGAGGUGGAUAACUACAAGGAGGACUAUGAGAAAAUGAGGGCAGUUGGUGAGGAGGUGACCCAAGGUCAGACUGAUGCUCAGCACAUGUUCUUAGCUCAGAGGCUGCAGGCACUGGAUACUGGCUGGAAUGAGCUGCGCCGCAUGUGGGAAAACCGCCACAGCCUAUUAGCUCAAGCCUUUGACUUCCAGACUUUCUUGAGAGAUGCAAAACAGGCAGAAGCUUUCCUUAAUAGCCAGGAGUAUGUGUUGUCGCACACAGAAAUGCCCACAACUCUAGAGGGAGCAGAGGAGGCCAUUAAGAAGCACGAGGAUUUCCUCACCACCUCAGAGGCCAGUGAGGAGAAGAUCAAUGGCGUGGUAGAAGCUGGGCGACGCCUCAUUAAUGACUGUAAUGCCAAUUCUGAGAUCCAGGAAAAAGUUGACUCUAUCCAGGAGAGGCAUUUUAAGAAUAAGAAAGCUGCAAAUGAACUGCUCGCAAAGCUUAAAGACAACCGUGAACUUCAACACUUCUUACAAGAUGGACAGGAGCUCAAGUUGUGGAUCAAUGAGAAAAUGCUGACAGCUCAGGAUAUGUCAUAUGAUGAAGCCAGAAAUCUCCACAGCAAGUGGCAGAAACACCAGGCUCAUGGCAGAGCUGGCCUCAACAAGGACUGGCUGGAUAAAAUUGAUAAGGAGGGUCAAGCGCUGGUGGUGGAGAAGCCAGAGCUGGAGCCUGUUGUCCAGCAGACGCUGGAGGACUUACAGCAUCAGUGGGAGGAGCUAGAGUGUACCACCCGCACCAAAGCCCAGUGUCUGUUUGAUGCCAACAGAGCAGAACUCUUCACACAAAGCUGCUCAGCUCUGAUGUUUGGCUGAAAAAACCUUGAGGGGCAACUGCACAGUGAUGACUAUGGCAAAGAUUUGACAAGUGUCAACAUUCUACUGAAGAAACACCAGAUGCUGGAACACCAGAUGGAGGUCCGAGAAAAGGAGGUACAGUCCCUCCAGUCUCAGGCCCUGGCCCUGUCACAGGAGGAUGCUGGUCUCGCUGAGGUGGACGGGCAGCAAAGGCGUGUCACUGACAGCUUUGCCAGCCUUCAGGAACCUCUUAGUCUCAGGAGACAGCGACUGCUCGCCUCCAAAGAAGCACAUCAGUUUAACAGAGAUCUGGAGGAUGAAAUUCUAUGGGUGACAGAGAGGAUGCCCCUGGCAACCCCACAGACCACGGGAAAAGACCUUCCCACCGUGCAGCUCCUUAUCAAGAAAAACCAGACAUUGCAGAAGGAGAUCCAAGGCCACCAGCCUCGCAUUGAUGACAUUCACAGAAGAGGCAAGACUCAGACCCAGGUUGACGGUGAGAGACAGUCUGUCCUGGAGGACCGCCUGGUUGAGCUGAGAGACUUGUGGGACCAGCUGAUUGCAGAGACAGACAAACGACAUGCUCGCCUGAUCGAAGCUAAUCGUGCCCAGCAGUUCUAUGCUGAUGCAGCAGAGGCAGAAGCCUGGAUGGGUGAGCAAGAGCUGCAUAUGAUGUCAGAGGAAAAGGCCAAGGAUGAGCAAAGUGCAUUAGUGAUGGUCAAAAAGCACCAGAUCCUGGAGCAGGCGUUGGAAGACUACGCCCAAACAAUUCACCAGUUAGCCAACAGCAGCCGUCUCAUGGUCACCAGCGAACACCCAGAGAGUGAGAGAAUCACCUUACGGCAAGCCCAAGUUGACAAACUGUACGCAGGGCUGAAAGACCUCGCCGAGGAGCGGCGUGGGCGACUUCAGGAACGAUUGCGUCUCACACAGCUGAAGCGAGAGGUGGAUGAUCUUGAGCAGUGGAUUGCUGAGAGGGAGGUGGUUGCUGGCUCUCAUGAGUUAGGACAAGAUUAUGAACAUGUUACGAUGUUAAGGGACAAGUUCCGGGAGUUUGCGCGUGAUACUAGCACCAUUGGCCAGGAGCGGGUAGAUGGCGUAAAUGGACUGGCCGAUGACCUGAUUGAGUCCGGUCACCCUGAGAACGCCAGCGUAGCUGAGUGGAAGGAUGGCCUAAAUGAAGCUUGGGCUGACCUGCUGGAACUGAUUGACACACGCACACAGAUGUUAGCUGCUUCCUACGAGUUGCACCGCUUUCAUCAGGAUGCCAUGGAGGUGCUUGGGCGGGUUAAGGAGAAGAGGGAGGCGCUGCCUUCCGACCUGGGUCGUGAUCUAAACACUGUGCAGCACCUGCACAGACAGCACAACGCUUUUGAACAUGACAUCCAAGCCCUCAGUGGACAGGUAAACCAAGCACAAGAAGACGCAGCUCGGCUACAGAAGGCUUAUGCUGGAGAAAAAGCUGAUGACAUUCAAAGAAGUGAGCAUGCUGUGACCUCUGCUUGGGAAGGCUUGCUUGAGGCAUGCCAGGCUCGCAGGCUCCUCCUGCUGGACACAGUAGAGAAGUUUCGCUUCUUCAACAUGGUGCGAGACCUCAUGCUCUGGAUGGACGGUGUUAAUCUGCAGAUUGAUGCCCACGACAACCCAAGGGAUGUAUCUUCUGCAGGAUUAGUCAUCGCCAAUCACCAGGAUAUAAAGUCAGAGAUUGAGACAAGGGCGGAUAGUUUCACUGCUUGUAUUGAGAUGGGAAAUACCCUCAUCAAAAAUAAUCACUAUGCAGCUGAUGAGAUCCGAGAGAAACUGACUCAGCUUCAAGAACAGAGGGACAAAAUCAACAAGAAGUGGCAAGACAAAAUGGACCAUUUACAGAUUGUCCUGGAGGUGUUGCAGUUUGGACGUGAUGCCUGUGUGGCAGAGUCUUGGUUAGCAGGACAGGAACCUCUGGUACGAGCAGCAGAACUGGGCUCUAAUGUGGAUGAGGUGGAAAGCCUGAUUAAACGCCAUGAAGCCUUUGAGAAGCUUGCUGCUGCCUGGGAAGAACGCUUUAUGAUGCUCGAGAAACUCACUACACUUGAGGAACAUGAGUUUCAGAGGAGGCGAGAGGAAGAGGAGCGAGCACGGAGACCACCUACGCCACCGCCAGUAGAAGAAGUGGCACAGUCUGAAGCAGAAAGUCAAGUACAUGAUUCUGCAGCCAGAACCAGUCUGGAUCAGACGACACUCAAUCAGUCAGUAUCAGUGAACGGAGUGCACAGUGAUAAUGACACAUCUCAACAGUCUUUAUCGCUAUCAUUGUCAUCCGGAAAGAAAUCAGAGCCUAAACGUGUGUGUAAACCAAAGCAGAUGGAGCGUGGCUCUGAGUCCGAAUCUGUGAAUGGACCAGGCCGGGACAGUGGACUUGCAUCAUCUCGCAUUGAUCCAUCUGCCGUUUUACCAAACAAGGGUGAAGCUGAGACUGAGCCAAACACCAUGGAGGGAAUGCUCUGUCGAAAACAAGAAAUGGAAUCCCACAGCAAAAAGGCAGCUAGCAGGUCUUGGCAGAAUGUUUACUGUGUGCUGAAAAAAGGAAGCCUCGGUUUCUACAAAGACAACAAAAGUGCAAGUAACGGCAUUCCUUACCAUGGAGAAGUACCCAUCAGCCUAAACGAGGCUGUGUGUGAGGUAGCGCAUGACUAUAAGAAGAGGAAACAUGUGUUCAAGCUCAGGCUGGGAGAUGGAAAAGAGUACCUGUUCCAAGCCAAGGACGAGGCGGAGAUGAGCGCUUGGAUUGGUUCCAUUCUCAGCUCCAUUCUGGGAGGAGCAGGAGACUCGCCCCUUGCUCCACAGCCCAUCAGCCGCGCCAUGACCAUGCCUCCCAUCUCCCCCAGCUCGGGCGAAGCUGGAGGCGUAACCAUGCGGAACAAAGAGGGCAAGGAGAAGGAUCGUGAGAAGAGGUUUAGUUUCUUUGGCAAGAAAAAGUAGAACAUUUGUAAAAUAAUCAUUGGAAACCAUUUUUUCUUUUCAAAAAUUUCAACAAACUGAAACAGGCAGAAUGGAAAAUACAGUCAAACAAACAAGAUGCUGUCAGUGCGAAUCCAUGGGAACCUGUCAGCAGCUACCAUAGGUAGCUCACAGAGAACUUUGUUUUCUUUCAGAUUCUCUUCUUGAACUGUUUUUAGCUUUUGGUUCGCCUGAUCUGUAUUUGAUAUUUAGCCACAGCUAGCAGUGAAAGCCCCCAUCCUAAGGCAAGUUCAGCCCACCAGCAGAGCUUAUUUGUCCAAUUUACUCCCAGAACCAAAUCAUUGGGACAUCUGGUUUCUGUUACCUAGAGCCACAAGGCUGGUCCCGUUCACUUCCAUUCAACCAAAUCAGUUCUUUAAUUUUAACAGUUUCCUCCUUGGUGAGUCUGGACUAGUUAAGCUGCUUUAAAUCUGUGGCACUGAUGGAUGGUGACUUUGCACUGUGGAGCAUGCUCAUUUUAUUUUCACAUUUUCAUAAUUCUUUUCUUGUUGACAUUGAUGUUAAUAAGACCAAAAUCUUUACUGUUGUUAUUAUUAUUAUUAAUAUUAUUAUUAUUAUUUCUCUUAAACUAUCGCUGGAUUGACAAAAGGACUUUCUUUGAAAGUAGAUGUUGAUUUAUGUUGUGGAGAGGAACAAAUUUGGUUAAACUACUGGAGAAUGUUGCCCCUGCAUUUUUUUAAGAAUGAGUUGUUGACCAAAACAAUAAAUAAAUAAAAUAAAUUCAAAAAUUUUUUUAGCUGUGUGCAGUAAGUGAUCAUGUUUCAAUCGAAAAAUUCUCUUGAAUAAGUGGUUUUGUUUUUAUUUAAUCUCUCAUUUUGCUUGAUUAUUUCUCCUGAGUAAUCUUUUCUGCUUGAUUUUUAGAUUUCUUUUUUUCUGUACAAAGCAGAGAUUAGUUUUCUAGUGUGUGUGUGCGUGUGUGUGUGUGUGCAUUCGUGCGUGAGUGUGAGUUGUGAUGCUGUGGAUUUUGCACGUUUCUGUUUUUCCAAUUCACACAUGAUCAGAUGGAUGCUGUUUUUUGGUAAACACACAUUCAGAGUAAAACCAGGCACAACCACAAACUUUUAUUAGGUUGGCUUUUGUACAAUUUGCUUUUCUUUGCUUUUAAUUGUAUCAUUAGCAAUACCAGUGAAGUUAUUUGAGGUAGUUUUUCAUUGCUUUCAUUUUAAAUUAUUUCUUUCUCUUCUCUAUAUACUGGUGUGAAGGCACGGUGUCAUUUAUAGAUAAAAAGCUGAAGCACAUUUGUUUUGGCAGACUCUAGGGAGGAGGACAGAUGGACAGCAGCUACAUAAUUAGAGGUUAAAUGAAGAGUGUGGAAGUGCAAUUAGAUGGUCUAUGGAAAAGCCCGUCAUGCACUGAGAUGUUCUGAGCCUUAAAAUGAUCCAGCUACAAAUAUACAGAACCAUUUAAAUAAUCCUAAGUGUACAAAAAGAGAACCUUUCUAAGUACAAGAACAAUACGAAUGGCUGAUACGUAUGUCCUGUGGCAAUGAUCUGUGGCAAUGAUAAUGUAUGUUGUGAGUGGAUUAUACACACAGCUACAGUGUGCAGACUGAUGUUGAAUUUGAAAGCGGUAACCAUUGCUAACGCUGCUUUAUAUCGGCAGAAGGAAUCCUCGUCAGGCUUUGAGCGCUUGCAUAUGGGGUAUGACCUCAUGUACAGUUAUACUUGUAUGCGUCUCCUCAUUGUCAUCAAUUCUGUGCUGAUCUAUUCUGAAAACAUGAGAAUCCAUCAUAAUCUUAGGAAUAACUAACUAAGUCUUACAGGUAUUCAAACAGGUAAUCCAUUAUUGUUAAUGUAAAAGCAUAUAAAUGUUAUAUGAUAACUUUUUUAACUGAAAUGUGUGUUUAUCACUUGGAUCAAAUUGUUGAAUAGAAAUAUUUUGCGCACACGUGACACUGGUGGCACAAAAAGUUGCUUUCAUAAUCAUCUCAAAAGCCCUGGCUUGGUUGUCAGGAACUCGAAUGAUGAUUCAAAAUUUGCCUUUUCUAAAUCUUGAAAUGCAUCAGGAAAUAAGUUGACUCAUUGUCCCUGAUUGAUUCAAAGUUAACUAAUUUGGUACUAACGUGACACCCGUAGGGUGGCUGAUAGGGGCCACAACACUUCCAGAUUAAGACCAAACCAUUACAGGCAGAAAGCACAAAUGCAAAAAAACAAAACAAAAAACACCUGCAUUAAUUCAACAACAGGUAGCUGUAUCAAAAAUGUUUUGCAAAUUGAAGACCUCUUGCAGACACAGAAAAUACAACCUACAGCACAUGUAACAGUUUAAUAUAACAUGUCUGCUGCAAAUGCAGACAACACAAGCAAACAAAAUGCUUUGAAAAGUUUCACAAAGUGGCAGAAGUCCUAAUAACAGAAACAGAACUUUCUGAUAGAAAAAAAUUGACUUCUACUCUACAGUGCAUUGCAAAUAAAAUAGUAAAAUGUGAAAAUAUAGCCAGGAUAAGAGUAAAUAAAUAAGUAAAUAAAUUAUACGAUGCUCUGUUGACCAGGUAGAAAACGAGAGGAGCGCUGCAAUGUAGUGAACGGUCAAUCAAUUAAAGUCCUGUAAAGUGAAUUUAUAGCAGACACGUUAUCAAAUUAAGAAAUUGUCACGUGCUGCAGGUUAUAUUUGUGUUCAGUGUUUGCAAGCACCUCCCCCUCAAUUUGCAAAAUGAUUUCUGAUGCAGCUACCUCUUGUUCAUUUGAUGCAGUUGGUUUUUCCAUUUGUCUUUUCUGCAUUUGCUGCUGCUGCUGUUCAUUUGGAAGUGCUGUGUGGCCCCUGUUGGUCACCACAUGCUUGAGCUGUGGUUUUCAUAUUUAAAUGUUUUCUGAAAAUAUAAUAGUUAAAAUAAACUUGCUUGUUUGUAGUGGUUUGAAAUGGCCUUAUUGUCUUGUUUUCUUGACCCAAAUGAAUGUGUAGCCAGUGGGGCCAUCAGUCAAACAAAAGACCCUCCACAUCAGUACAUUAAAACAUCACCACAUUAAAACAUCUGAACAUUCACUUUGAGACUAUUGCACUGGGACCAGGUUUGAAGAAGACUUCAGGGAGUCUUGGACAGUUGGUCCAAACUCAAUCAACUUGUCCAGUUUGUGCCCAUUAGCAGUUCAAAGAGCUCCUACUUCCAGUCUAGUUAAAGUAGCAUUAACAUCAAACUACAAUUGAUCACAAUGAUCAUUGCAUACAUAGGUGAGCCAACAGUUAGCAUACACCAUGCACAAAUUCAGGUGGAGGCAUCUUUCUUCCCCAAUGGAUGAGUCAUUCCAAUGGCCAAAGCUUCCUGAUCUCUGAUCCAGUUAAUAUAAAUGAAUUUUAAGUUUAAAGGUGACACAAUGUAUUUUCUUACUGGUUCAUUUGAAUGUAAAUGACUCCAAUUAGUUUGGCCAAAUUGGUCAUGUAAAGCAAAAAUAUUUCUCAUACUUGAUGAGCGUGCUCUUUCAAUCGCACUCGCACAUAGCCACUGUACUGUAUAUGUAAUGCAGAAUGAUCCUGAUAAUCCAGUCUUAUAGAAAUGUCCUCAGCUGUCUGUGAUUUGGUGUUGCAUCUUUUUAAAAUAACAAUAUGCUAAUUUUGAGUUUUGACCAGAACUUGGAAAGUUUGUAUAAUCUGUGUCAAAGACUUGAAUUUUCAGUUAUGAAUGUACUUGAUGUUGGAGUACUUAAUGAAAGUAACUUGAUUUUCUUACCUUUUUUUUUUUUUUUAAGAAUAAGGCAAGAAAUUUGCGGGAGUUUGCCCCCCCGCCCCUAUUCAGUGGUGUGUUGCAACAUUUGAUUUGAAGUCUGUCCACCUACUUUGAUUUCUUUUACAGAUGCCUAGUUCUUCCCCUGUGUUCUUAAUAUCACUACUGUUAUUAAUUGCUAUUAUUAUCAUUGCUUGUUACUAUUACUACUACUGGUACUAAUGAAAACUGCUGUCCAUUUUUGGGUACGUGUCUGUAAUACAAGACUUUUCCACACAUUGUCAGUGUGCUGUGAAGCAUUUUCAUUACAAAUUGGAAAUAAUGAUUGUUGGUUUGUGUAUCUAUAUCUAAUAUUAGGAAUAAUAAAACAUGGUUUUAUCCA
This is a messenger RNA of Thalassophryne amazonica, 11216 nucleotides long. RefSeq names its product spectrin beta chain, non-erythrocytic 1 (gene sptbn2). Gene Ontology annotation, biological process: actin cytoskeleton organization. Gene Ontology annotation, cellular component: cell projection; spectrin; cell junction. The record is from RefSeq and is a predicted model, not a curated record. Gene Ontology annotation, molecular function: actin filament binding; structural constituent of cytoskeleton; phospholipid binding. NCBI's taxonomy places the organism in Eukaryota, Metazoa, Chordata, Actinopteri, Batrachoidiformes, Batrachoididae.